AUGUCGUCUGCUCUUGUUCCAGCUUCACCGGAUGCAGGUGCAAAUUAUGGUAUAGCGCUUGUGGAUAGACUCACAAAAAGUACACUGGGAAUCCCGACAACUGACACUGAUCUUCAACCGGAGAAAUUAAAGGAGAAUUUCGGCGUCGCUUUACAUGAAUUAUAUCUUUUAAAAGCCAAGUUGCAAGAUAAAACGUCAUCGCUAGAGUCGCCUCUCUACGUGUAUACCAUUGAAGACGAAUCCUGUCAUCCUAUUAUCGCGGCAUCCGGAGAUCCUUUUGUUAUAGUUCCAGAAGACGGUGCUGGUCGAGGAUAG
Messenger RNA from Echinostoma caproni, 315 nucleotides. NCBI's taxonomy places the organism in Eukaryota, Metazoa, Platyhelminthes, Trematoda, Plagiorchiida, Echinostomatidae. The record is from the annotation of a GenBank genome assembly.